Messenger RNA from Plenodomus lingam JN3, 1296 nucleotides. Lineage: Eukaryota; Fungi; Ascomycota; Dothideomycetes; Pleosporales; Leptosphaeriaceae. The record is from RefSeq and is a predicted model, not a curated record.
AUGGACAGUCUGAAGACGCGCGACUCGACUCUGCACACCCUCAUACAGGCCAUCCUCAACUACCCAGAGGAUGAUGUUGCCGAACUCGUCCAGCAGAUACGCACAUGCGAGAGCUUGGAUACGGUCGCCGAGGCCAUUAUUGCAAAAGAAAAUGGCGAAGAGGAGGAAGACGAGCCCAUCAGCCCCAUGUCCACGCCCGCCAUGGCUGCAGCGAAUGCCACCUUUGAGAGUCAGCUGAGCGGGAAGAUGGGGGAGCUGCGCCUCGAGGACGGCUCCACCAGGUACAUUGGGGGAACAUCGCAUCUCAUAUACCUGGGCAAUGGCAGCGACGCGCCAGAAUCGCCAGACACGUACCCAGACGAUGCCUACGCGCAGAUAGAGGAUCCCUUCUGCUCAUGGACCACUGUGACCUCUGAUCCAGAGCUCGUGCAGCAUCUCAUCAGCAUGUAUUUUUGCUGGCACUACAGCUUCUUCACAACAUUGUCCAAGAACCUCUUUCUGCAAGAAUUCAGACUAGGCAAGCCGGCACCUGGCUCGUCAAGAAAGAUGCACUACUGCACCCCCUUAUUAGUCAAUGCAAUGCUAGCGCUUGGCUGCCACUUCACCUCGUGGCCUGCAGCGAGAGCGGUUCGAGACGACUCAGCGACGGCAGGAGACCACUUUUUCAAGGAAGCCAAGAGGCUGAUAAUGGAGGGCGAUCUGCACGAGGUGCCAGAUUUGGCCACCGUACAGGCCCUGGCAUUGAUGUCAGUACGAGAGGCUGGCUGUGGGCGAGAGGCCAAAGGUUGGGUAUAUAGUGGCAUGUCGUUCCGCAUGGCCUGUGACCUUGGUCUCAACCUCGGAAUGCACAGCAAAGAUGCAAUCGAGGAGAGGGAAGAGGAUGCGCGGAGAAUCACCUUCUGGGGCUGCUUUUUGUUCGACAAGUGCUGGAGCAAUUACCUAGGACGCAUGCCACAGCUACCGAACACCAUACUCACGGUCCCCAAGUUUGACGUCUUUCCCAUCGAGGACGCCGAAACGUGGAGCGCAGUGACGGACUCUGGCAUCAGCCAAGCACACUCCCAGCCAAGUCGGACGAGAGCCAUUGCGCUUCAAAUCUCGAAACUCUGCGAAAUAUCCAGCGACCUGAUGAACUUCUUCUACAACCCCAUCGACAUUGACAAAACCAAGGGCAAACAGGCAGAGCUGAAGAAGCUGAGUGAGAUACACAUGCGACUUGAGACGUGGAGAAGAGAGCUGCCCAAAGAGUUGGAGCCCAAGGAAGGAGGUCUGCCGCACAUGCUAGUCAUGCAGUAA